This is a messenger RNA of Cottoperca gobio, 3154 nucleotides long. It is a transcript of the gene triobpb, whose product is annotated as TRIO and F-actin binding protein b. The transcript is spliced from 13 exons. Gene Ontology annotation, cellular component: actin cytoskeleton. The record is from RefSeq and is a predicted model, not a curated record. The coding region runs from base 463 to 2103 and encodes 546 amino acids. Gene Ontology annotation, molecular function: actin filament binding. NCBI's taxonomy places the organism in Eukaryota, Metazoa, Chordata, Actinopteri, Perciformes, Bovichtidae. Gene Ontology annotation, biological process: positive regulation of substrate adhesion-dependent cell spreading.
UGGUUAGGUAGGGUAGGCUUGUUUUCUCAAACGAUCUUCGCGGAUCCGCCCAGGAAGUGGCAGACAGAGCAGAGAGAGAGGCAGCGAGCAAAGACACAGCCGAAACAGCAGUGUUGCGUUAUCCACCCACGACUUGCCAGAAAGUUGAGAAAGUAUUACUUUAAAUACCAACAGUUUACCUGUGUUUCCUCGGGUGAAUGUACUUUCCCCUUAAGACUGGAUAGAGACUCCGCCGUGGACGCUGGCGGUUCGCUUGAUUAAGUUAACAUGGGGAUGAAUGGCGGGGUUUUAUCUCAUUUCGCAUAACGUCGGUGUCCUGCGAGAAAGUAAGGUUUCUGCCCGAGAGCUUUAGCUAAGCUGGGGAUUGAACUUUAGAGGAAGAAGCGUGUUUUUAUUUUAUUUUUUAACGCUAACGGUGGUUUUCUUUUUGUCUUUAUUUGACCCUCUCUGGACCCUGUUACCAUGACGCCCGACCUCCUGAACUUCAAGAAGGGAUGGAUGUCCAAACUGGACGAUAGUGGAGAGUGGAAGAAGCAUUGGUUUGUUUUGACUGAUGCUGGACUGAAGUACUACAGAGACUCCAGUGCAGAGGAGAAAGAUGACUUGGACGGGGAGAUUGACCUAAAAUCCUGUGUGAAGGUGUGCGAGUUUGAUGUGGAGAAGAACUAUGGGUUUCAGGUGCAGACGCGGGAGGCCGCUCACACACUGUCUGCCAUGACAGCCGGGAUCAGGCGGAAUUGGAUCGAGGUUUUAAAGAAGUGUAUCCGGCCCAGCAGCUCUCCAGACCUCACACAAUUACCUGACGGCAGCAGUGACAAGGAAAACUCCCACUCUCGCUUUCUGCUCUCUUCCCGUCGGCCAUCAUCACGUCAUGCCGACGUUCCGUCAGAAGUGCCGACCCCCCUUCCUCCAGUUCAUCGAAGGUUCGACUAUGUCGAGCUGUCCCCUGUUCCUGCCUCGUCCAGCCCUCUCCCGGCCGGUCAGAGAGAAGCAGCGGAGGGGCAGACGAGGGAGCACAGCCAGUGGCAGGAGGAGAGGAACACGAGCAGCCAGUGGGAGGCCGUGCUGUCCAGGAAGGGAACCGGCGUGGGAUCGAACCAAAGGCUACGCACAGAGGAUGACAUUGAGAAAAAGUGGGCUGAGUUUGAACGCAUGCCGUUAAAGGAGAUGAGCUCCUUACCACCAAUGGGAUCACGGUCUUCCAGCCAGUCAGCCAAUGAGGCGCUGCAGAGGGAGGUGGCGUCACUGAGGCAGCAGCUAGAGCAACUACAAGGAGGUGGAGGAGGGGGAGGGAGAUGGGGAGGAGGUAUGAGGGGUGGCUGUGGCCCUGAGGCGCCCUGCAGCCGCAGCCUAGUGAGCAUGGAGCGCGCUCAUCGACAGGCGCUGGAGGAACUGCAGAGACAGCACGACCGCCAGAUCAAGGAGCUAGAGAGCGAGAAGGACAGGCUGCUGCUGGAGGAGACGCGGGACACAGCACGAGUAAUGGACGCUUUGAAGAAGAAACACAAAGACGAGCUGGAGAGAGAGGUGGAGAGGGUCAAAAGGCUAAGCAGUGGGGGGCUAGAUUCACACACUUUGCGAGCCCAACAACAGGCAGAAGCUCAGGCUUUGCAGAGAGAGCUGGCAGGACUGUCUGAGCGAUACUCUCAGAAAUGUCUGGACGUAAACCGAGCUGAGAAAAACAACGCUGAAAGAGAGAGGGAGAUCAGCCGCAAGGAGAGAGAUAUGGAGCAGCUGAAGAAAGAGAACCAGGACUUAAAGGCCCGUUUGACGGAGGAGAUCAGUCGUACACGAUCUUCCAUCACAUAUCAGAGCUCAGAAGAUCACAAAGUCGGGACGCCCUGUGAACUAGAGGUUCUUCUCAGGGUGAAAGAAAACGAGAUAGAGUACUUACACAAGGAGAUCAGCUGCCUAAGGAACGAGCUGCAGUUCCUUAACACGGAGAAACGGCUGGCCUGUGAGCGAUACACGGAGGUGCACGAGGAGCUGAGUGGGAUGAAGGGCCGGAGCGAGCGAGAGAUCCAGAGUCUAAAGGAGCACUUGAAGCUGGCCAUGGCGGCUCUGCAGGAGGGGCAAAAGCUGGGUAACAGCCUGGAUCACUGAGCGUGCGGCUGGUACUGAUGCUCUGGCAGGCUCACUGACUGGUGUGUCUGCAACCAGGUGACUGAAUCGAAGACAGAAACGCAGAGGAGAUGAUAGUUGGACUUGUACAGAUCUGGCUGCGUGGGGACCAUGAUAGUGCCUUUUAGUUUUCAAUCAUUCUGCCAAUGAGCAGCAUAGAGCUAUUAGCUGGUUUUAUUACACUGGGCCACACAUGAUAUAUAAAACUGCACUUUUUAUUUUUUAUUUUAGCUUUUGCUUGCUUUGAGUACAAGCAUGUAUGAGUGCGCAUUUGGUCUGAAAACUGGAAUAUUUGUUGAGUGACAUGUUUUUUUUUUUUAUCAGGUAUUGUAGAUAAAGAGUUCAUAUUUUAUGAGCUUUCUUUUGAUAAUCUUGUCAUUGCCUCUGUCUUCUGCCUGAUAAAGCAACACAGUUACAUAAGAGCUACUGUCAUCUCAGUUUUCUAAGUUGUACAGCUUUUGAGUCGUGUUUACUCUGUGAAAAAGGCACGCAUUUAUUUAGAGAUGGGAGCUUAUCAUUUUCUGUAAUUGUUUUUUUUCUUCUUCUUUUUUACCUGGAAAGAAGUGUGCUCAUGUAGUAUUGUGUUUGUCUAUAUGAAAUUCUGAAAAGAUAUAUUGGGUUUAAUACAGGACAAGACAGCAAACGUUUCAAAUUCCUGGCAAGCUGAAUCGGAAGUUGAUCUAUGAUUGUGUAGAAGCAAAUUCAGGCUCAACUUUCUUUGCUUGUAAAAGCUGUUGAAUGAAUGUUGUCCCACGUCACAGAUGUCUUUAUUUUUUAAGGCUGAGAAGCAGGAACUCUCACGCUUCCAGUCUCCCCUGAUCAUUGUUGGCAUUUAUGUGCCACCACAUAACAAAUGACAGGUGUUGCAUCGAUGAGCCAAUUUUUUUAAUUUUAUUGACCGUAUGAAUUGUGAUAAAAUGACUUAUCUACCUGCCUUUUGCAAAUAUUUUCAUAUUUAAAGUACUGUAGAGCCCGUAUCAUCUUUGUAAAUUAUACACAAUUUUUGCAAUCAAUAAAAUAAGUUCAACAGAAA